Molecule: messenger RNA, 1188 nt
Organism: Arctia plantaginis
Lineage: Eukaryota; Metazoa; Arthropoda; Insecta; Lepidoptera; Erebidae
Source: the annotation of a GenBank genome assembly
AUGCUGUCAUUAAUAUGUCGCUCAAAGAAACUGCUGCUGCCGCAGAUGGCUGCAUUCAGUACCUCAAAGCCUAUAAGUAAACCAAAGACAGCUAUUAUUAUGCUUAAUAUGGGUGGACCAGAGACUACACAGGAGGUGGGCGAUUACUUACUCCGCAUUAUGACAGACCGUGAUAUGAUACAACUGCCAGUCCAGAGCAGACUGGGGCCUUGGAUAGCUGCGAGGCGAACACCUGAAGUUGAGAAAAAGUACAUGGAGAUCGGGGGUGGUUCUCCCAUCCUCAGAUGGACUAAUAAACAAGGGGAACUGUUGACUGCGGCUUUGGACCAGAUGCAGCUGACGAUGGCACCAUUCAAACAUUAUGUGGCAUUUAGAUAUGUACGCCCGUACACACAUGACACCUUUGAACAAAUUGAGAUAGAUGGCAUCGAACGGGCUGUCAUAUUUUCUCAGUACCCACAGUACAGCUGCGCAACCACAGGGUCCAGUUUGAACGCCAUAGCUGACUUCUACAAAGACAGGAAAAUACCUACAACCAUAAAGUUCAGUAUGAUAGAGAGGUGGCCAACUCACCCUCUUCUGGGGAAGGUCUUCGCUGAGAGAAUAGAUGAGAAGCUCAAACUCUUCGACCCUUCAAUCAGAGACGAUGUCCUAAUACUGUUCACUGCGCACAGCCUACCUUUAAAAGCUGUGUCCCGCGGGGACACGUAUCCCCACGAGGUAGCGGCGACGAUGGCAGCCACUAUGCAGCACCUCAUGAUUAAGAACCCCUAUAGGUUAGUCUGGCAGUCCAAAGUGGGUCCAUUGACUUGGCUACAGCCUUACACGGAUGAUGCUAUCAAGGCGUACGUAAAACAAGGAAAGAAACACAUCAUAUUAGUACCAAUUGCAUUUGUCAAUGAACAUAUAGAAACAUUACACGAAUUGGAUAUUGAAUAUUGUAAUGAAAUCGCUAAACAGGCUGGUGUGGAACAGAUAGAGCGAGCAGCCACCCCCAAUGAUCAUCCUACAUUCAUAGCAGCUCUAGCGGACGUCGUCAGCAAACAUCUGACUAGCAAUCAGACCAUAUCUAAUCAAUUUCUAACCAGAUGUCCACACUGCGUCAGCGCAAGAUGCUUUGAGUCCAAAGAGUUCUUCAGGAAGCUGUGCGGCACGGAAUUAGAAGCUGUGGCGCCCGUUACCACAUAG